Molecule: messenger RNA, 2325 nt
Organism: Ostreobium quekettii
Lineage: Eukaryota; Viridiplantae; Chlorophyta; Ulvophyceae; Bryopsidales; Ostreobiaceae
Source: the annotation of a GenBank genome assembly
AUGGCGUUUGCUCCAAAGGCCGGAGAUUGGGUGGAGGUGACGAUUGACGGCGAGGCCCACGGGGGCAGCUUCUUCAGCGCCAAGAUCCUGCAGUGCAGGGGUUCCGACGUUGUCGUCGAGUUUAUCGAGACGGGGCCAGGUGGGGUUGCUGGGAGGAAGGCGAUUGUCCCGGCUCGUUCGCACAACGUUCGGCCCAAGCCCCCUGGCUACGCCAACGCAAACCCAGUGCAGGACCGGCAGCUUGGAGAAGCCGUGGACUGCUGGUGCCAGGGGGCGUGGCGGAUGGGCCACGUGCACGAGGUGUACGAUGACGGCGUAACAGUGUUCUGUCCGUCCAGGCCGGAGGCUCAGAGCUUGGUGACCGUCCCCGCUGCUGCCCACCCCUGUGCGAUUCGGACUGGGCUGGAUUGGGACGCCGAGGGAGGGGGUUGGCUGCCGCGGGACAGCCGAUCAUUUUUCGGUGCAAAAGUCCGUCGCGGCGAGAAGCUGAACCAGGGGCCAGGUUGCUUGAUGGCGGGCUGGGGUGGAGCUGGAGCGGCAAGCGAACGCAGGGCGAGCUGGUCGGUCGAGGAAUGUGGGGAAGAGGCGGCUGGCUUGGUGCGUGGCGUCGACCAGGGGAUGGGAGGCUUGGAUGGCGGCGUGGCGUCUUCAAGGUCCUCAAGGGCGUCCACGGGAUUUUGGAGAAGGGAAGACCGCGACGACAGGGGAGGUGCCGGCCUAGAAGAGCCGGAGGCUUUGGAGGCAGGUAGAGAUGUGUGGAUAUGCCAGCAGGGGCGCGCUGCAAUGGGCGGGAACCAGGGCGGUAACUCGAAGGAUGGGACCAGAAUUUGGCAGUUUGCGGGCGGUGGGGGCGCCAGGCCUGCAGAGGGUUAUCGAUCCAUUGACGCUUGCGAAAGAGGUGGAAUGGUUCACGUUCGAGCCAAGAGGCAGAAAAUGGAAGGUGUGGCUGAUCCAGACACAAACCAGCCUUCGAUGAAAGCUGAAGAGCUGGGUACCGAACCGCAGCCUCCCUGCCCAAGCAAUCAGGAUAGCUUUGUGACUGGCUCAAAGGUGGUUGGCGAUGGGUGUCUGCCACAGACUGGGGUGUUGACUGGUAAUGAAACCGGGGAGUCAGCAAAGGAUAAGCGAAAUUGGCGCAAAAUGCUUCAUGACAGAGGCCAAAAAGAACUGUUCAAUGGAAAGGUAAUUGGACCAAAACUUUGCAUAGACAACCUGGGUUGGGUUUUUCAAGAUGACAAAAUAAAGAAAGACCUAGUGGCAAUGUUAGAUGGAGUUGAGGACAUCGAAUUCGCAACUGGAGAAUUCGAUGGGAAGCGUUACAGUGCAGGGUGGGCUUGUGCAACCUUCAAGUCAGUGGAGGCUGCAGUAUGUGCCAUGGAGAAACUAGACACAAUGUACAUGGAGGUCCCCUGUUGCCCCAUCCCUAGGCCGCUGGUGCCCCAUUUUCCAAUGUGGGAAGCAUACCCAUGGGGGCGGCACACAGACAUGCCAGGGUACCUUGAUGUGCGGGGUGAAGUAUCACCACACUUUGCCCAGAAGAACAGCAUAGAGUACCGUGCUGCGAUCAAAUGGAGGCACAGCGAUCAGCUCACAGGCAAUGUGAAGGAGCAGCUGUGCCAAGAAUGUGUGGAUAAAGUAUGCAAGGAGGUGGAGAAGCUUGGCGGGAACUCUCUGGACUCUUGCAAGAGCUGCUCAUCUGAUGUCAGCUCUGGUAGCCACAGCAUCUCCGCACAGUCCACCCUGUGGGUCAAAAGGAUUCCCCUGGGCAUCAGCGAUGAGAGGUUGCAGCAGGCCUUUGCGCAGUUCGACGCGAAUGAUGCCUGCAAGGUCACGCGGAUCAUAAAUCCUGUAUCGCAGAGAGAGUACGGGCACAUGGUGGUGCAGUUUUCUGAACCGGGCAAGGCAGCCAUGAUGUGCUUGGACCUGAACAAGUUUCUUUUCCAUUGUGGGGGCACGCCGCGUGCAGUCCAUGCCGCUAUGUUCAAACCUGGACCCCCGCAGGGAUUUCAGGGUAUCUUUGACCGUGCGAUGCACAAGGCGCUGGGGUUUGAUGCAUCCCGCUGUGGAAGGGGCUGUGCAGCGAGGUCGAGGGUGGUGAACUUCACAGGAUCGGCCAGCCCCUCGCGCAGGUGCGCAAAGGCAGUGCGAGACGUGCUUAACAAACAGCUGUGCCUGGUGGCGCAUUUUUAUGAGCAGUGCAAGGACGAGAGGAGGAGGCUGCAUGUGCACCAGCAGAAGGAAUUUAAUGACGCACAAGAGAUGAAGACAGAGUUGGAAGCUCUCUGUCAGAGCCCUGUUGUUAAGAACAUGGCCGAGCGGAGAUAG